AUGGUGGUUUCAAGGGAGCAGAAACUCGAAGCUAGUUACGUAUGUUGUCAUAAUAGAAUCCGUUCUGGUACUUCCUGCGCUGUCCUUCGGCGCAAAACUACUUCAAAUCAAGCUGCCAUUGCUCACCUUAGAACCCUGAAGCAGAAUCAUCACGGAAUUCGCCAUCGGAAUGGUGUUGCUCGAGCCGCGAUUGAUAACGAAGCUAGUCCGGAACAGGCCACCACUGAUCUUCCCCAACCCUCCUCUGCGACGGCUGUUUCCGAGCCUGCCUCGGCGGCUUCUCCCGAGCCUCCUCUCCCUGGGGAGAAGGUGUACCGAGGCCUGGCGUUAGCUUCGGUAUCAGCCGCGGUGGGUCUGUUUGUGCUGACGCGGGUGGCAGGCGCAGGCACGGAUCUCUCCGCAUUGGCCGCGCGAUCGGCUAAUUUCGAUGAGGCAAUGGGCAACGGGCGGCCAACCGUGGUUGAAUUCUACGCUGAUUGGUGUCAGGUACGUCUUCAUCACGCCUGUGUCGUUCUAACUGAAUCUCAUCGCGUCAUGCUGAAUGCGAUCAACUCCGCUGCUUCCCAUCGGCCUCAGCAAUUUACGAUCAUCCAUACUGCCGGUUCCUCCCAUCUCCCUAAGCUGAAUUUCAUCAUUCACAAUGGUUCUAUCAUGGCCUUUGACCCUUCACCCUGA
Closterium sp. Yama58-4 is the source of this 675-nucleotide messenger RNA. NCBI's taxonomy places the organism in Eukaryota, Viridiplantae, Streptophyta, Zygnematophyceae, Desmidiales, Closteriaceae. The record is from the annotation of a GenBank genome assembly.